AUGACGAGAAGGCUGAGGAUGGAAUUAGCAGAUUCGCACUACCCGCUGACGCCGCGACCGGGGAGAGGAAGGACCAAGCACUCGUCCAAGCACAAGCAGAGCACAGAGACAAACGUGCGGAGGUUUCCUAUCGUGACGUCAGGAGAAGCAGCACAGAAGAUGCAAAACCUUCUCUGUGAGCUGGUGAACACAGGAUUCUACACCCGCGAGCUUGAACAGGAGACCUUGUUCGAGGAAACAGAGGAGGAGCAGGAGUUGAGCGAGCCUGGGCGAGAGGAUGCAGAAGAUACCAUGGAUCCUGAUGGAAAGUCGUCGUCUUUGAAGCGAAGGAGGAGACAGGCCAUGGAGAAGUGGGUUGCUGCUGUCUCCUCAAAACAUCCCAAAUCCUCCAACCUGAACCGUCGGGCCAACAUGAUGAGAUUCCUUGGAGAGCCCUGGAGGACUCUGCUGCGAGGAAAGCUGAUCCUCUCGGACCCCUCGCUUCUCGAACACCCGCCCCCGGAGGUUUCCUUCCCCAGCGUCUUCCGAGCUGACGAGGACGGAUGGCUGCACGCCUUCGACCCAUACACUAACUUACGAGGCGACCAGCCCGGUGCGAAGAAUUCAAGUGGCUGCAUCCCUUCUGCCCUCGACGGUGUCUCAAGGGACUUUUGGUUUCAGUUCUCGUCGGUUGACUUCGUUAGUUUGUUUGGGGAAAGGCUGGAAGAUGUACAGCCUUACGAUAAGAACUCAGAGCGAGCGAGUGUACCGCAGCCUCUGCCUCUGCCCUCCAGCGCCAAGGCACUGUGGCAGCGAGAGCUCGACCUUCCUCCUUCUCUCCUCCUUCACCAGAUCAAACGCGUCCUGGAGAGCUACGAGGACGAGCAGCUUCACCUGCCAACCUCCAGCUUCUGGGCGGCUCAGGCGGGCGAGGGAGCUCACUUCAAGUACCUCUUUCCACAGAAGAAGAAGUCCAUCGGUCUUGAUGGUCAGCUCAUCUUCCACGAAGUUGAAGUCAAAAUCUUCACGUCCCAAACUUACAGCGUCGGGUUGCCCUGGAAUCAGAGGGACAAGCUGCUGAGGUCGCUACCCCUCGAGAUCAACGUCAAGCCGCACGGCCUCGUGAACUUCAACGUGAUCCUCGAGGUGAGAAGGCAGGAGCGAGCUUGCGAGGGAGGAAAGAAGGGCAAAGCAGAGAGCAGGAAGAAGGGGACGGGGACGAGAAAGAGGAUGGAAGGGGAGGAGGAGGAGGAGGAGGAGAAGGAGGAGGAGGAGGAGGAGGAGGAGGAGGUGGUGGUGGUGGUGGUUUGCGUGGUGGCCUUGUUCUGA
This is a messenger RNA of Guillardia theta CCMP2712, 1308 nucleotides long. RefSeq lists its product as hypothetical. Lineage: Eukaryota; Cryptophyceae; Pyrenomonadales; Geminigeraceae. The coding region runs from base 1 to 1308 and encodes 435 amino acids. The record is from RefSeq and is a predicted model, not a curated record. The transcript is spliced from 10 exons.